GUAAUCUGAUCCUCUCUCUCUGUUUCCCCCUCCCACUCCUCAGGCUUUUUUAGGUGUUGCUGUUAGUUAGAGAUCAGAGACGCGGCACUAACCAAGCAACUUGACUUUCUAGCUUUGGAGUUGCCGAUUUGCUACCUCCCCCCUCUUUCUUCUCUCUCUCUCUCCCACCGGCUCCUUGCUCAUCUCCCCUGCCCCAGCCUGCCUCUCCCCUCUGAGAGCACAGCUCAGUACGGUCUGUCUGUAUCCCUCUCCCUUUCCCUCCCUCUCUCUGCAGCCGGCUCCGAGAUGGAAGUGUUAACCCUGUGCAUGGUAUUCGGUUUCCUGCUUACUCUCGGAUGGGCAGAGUUGAACACCGAGUGCUAUACUGCGAAUGGUGCUGACUACAGAGGCUGCCAGAAUCGAACCUCACACCAGGGGGGAAAGCCCUGCUUGUAUUGGAACGAAACCUUCCAGCACCCUUAUAACACCCUCAAGUAUCCCAAUGGAGAAGGCGGCCUUGGGAAUCACAACUAUUGCAGGAAUCCAGACAAUGAUGUGAGACCAUGGUGUUACGUUGCUGAGUAUGAAGAUGGAGUGUAUUGGAAAUACUGCGACAUACCAACAUGUCACAUGCCGGGCUACCUGGGCUGUUUCAAAGACAAUGGUGACCCACCACCUUUAUCAGGCAGCAGUGAAACCUCCAACAAGCUGACCAUCCAGACCUGUAUUAAGUUUUGCAGGAGCAAGCGAUUCAAGCUUGCUGGCAUGGAGUCUGGAUAUGCAUGCUUCUGUGGGAAUGAUGCUGAUUACUGGAAGCACGGAGAGGCGAACAGCACAGAAUGCAACCACGUGUGCUUCGGUGAUCACACCCAGCCCUGUGGAGGAGAUGGAAGGAUAAAUAUCUUUGAUGCAAUGAUCGGGGCUUGUGGUGGGAAUUACUCGACGGACGCUGGCAUCAUUUACUCUCCGGAUUUCCCUGACAACUACGCCAGCAGCAGAGUAUGUUACUGGACCAUUCAGGUGCCAGGGGCAUCUCUCAUCCGGUUCGACUUUGCCCUAUUUGACAUCCGGGACUCGAGUGACAUGGUGGAGUUUCUGGAUGGCCGCAGCAAUGAUGUUCUCGCCCGGUUUGAUGGCAGGAACCGGCCCUACGACUCCCUGAAUGUGUCGGCCAGCUUUGUCAUUUUGUACUUCUACUCUGACCGGGUUAACCAAGCUGAGGGAUUCGCUGUCUUGUACAGAGCUAUUAAAGACAAUCCUCGCUCCCAGCCUCCAGUGAGCAAGAAUGAUAUAAAUACAUCAGAAAUGAUAACUGAGAGGGUGGGUCCUGGCACCAAUGCGGCAAGAUCAUCGAAGAUCCUCUACUUCAUUACAGCAAGCCCCAGCCAAUCGAACCAGAACAUGCCAGUGUGGACUAUCUAUGCCUUGGCAGCCUUGCUAACACUGACAGCGAUAGCGAUGGUUUCAAAGAUUCUUCUUCACCUGACAGUAAAGUCACGCCGAAUUCCCGCACAAGACAGCUCAGAGAAUUGUAGCCAGCCAUCUCCAUCUGAACCCUGGGUCAUCACCUAUAAACCCUCGACUAUUUUGUUCUUUAAGAAAAAACUGAAGAACCAGCAUGGCGAUCGGAGUCCACUUGUGGGUGACUAACUUACUGCACCAACAGAGGACUUCACACCCCAACAAUCUCCGCCUCUCGUCUUCAACCACGGAAACUGCUUUAAGUUAUCUUUCAGUUGCAACAUCCAGCACUUUGAUACCUCAGCGUGGAGGUGGCUUUAAUCUCACUGAAUUAAGCACUUCUCACAGAUACACGCACUCGCGCAUGCUCAUUUGGACCACCGCAAGACCAGUUGGCUGACAUCUCCAAAGGCAAGAGCUCAGUAAAACUGAACGAUCUCGGCUUUUGUGUGCAACACUCUUGCAGUUGAACAAGGGUGAGACUGUCACCAGCAUGAGACUGUACAUUGUAUCGACUGGAAUUCUCUUGGGGUCUAAUAAGGGAAAGACACUUCACUUGACUUUCAGAAUCCUCUUGGAUAUAGAUGCAGUUCGGAUAGUGAAUUCAUUCUUCUGUGGGUGACUCUUCUACUGUGUUCAUACAGCCCUUCAAGCCAUGCUUGUCUGCACGAUCUCAUUGAGCUCUACGGGUGAUUUCUUAACAGUUGCGGAAGAGUGAAAACCUUAACUUUUUAAAUUAUCAAAUUUGAUUUGCAACCACAUUGCAGGUAAGGACCAGAAGGAACCAUGUUCUGCUUGGCAGAAGACCACUGGAAAAUUGACAGUGAAUAGCAAGGUCCAAUUCAGCCUCCAAAGGCUUCACCAGUGUGCAGCAUCACAGAGCCAUUACUGCGAGGGUGAAGAAUCAUGCGAAGGAUUCAGAAAUAGGCUCACUUGUAUAACUCUGUCCUGGUAAUCUAUUGGCUAUAUUCAACUCAGAGUGGGAGUUUGCAAAUUCUAAUGUGGGAAUGCCAAAGUUCCUUGUACUAAAAUGAUGCUCAGUUGCUAAUACCAGAGUCUAAUCACGUAGGAUGAACAUGCAGGGCUGACUGAGCUGGGGAUGGUUCUGUUUUGUUGGGGUUUCCUUCAUUCAGUCAAAGCUAAACCUUAAGCAAGCCUCUCCUGCCUUUUCAGAAAAGCUUAAGUCCAAAAGAAGUAUCCUCAUGCAUGUGCGGGAUUUCACUUGUAGUUGUUUUUACUUGUUUGUUUUUGUUUCUGUUGUUUAUAUCUCUGUCAGGUACUCUUCAGAAUGCUCAGUUACCUGGCGUGGUGUUGGGCUGUGACCUGAUCUCAGUUUUCUGCCAGCCCUGCUGUAUAACUACUGCUAGAGACUGAUAAUAUUUUUUUUUAAAAUUCAAACCUCCAGCUGAUAGGUGAAGUAAUGGCAGUCAAAUACAUUUACUGUAAGAAAUGACUAUAAACACAAUUGACUAAACACUAUUUUCUUUUUGUCCUAAGUUACAUAUUAAAAUACAGAUAGAAAGAUUCCGUUUUAUACUUAUCACGCAUUACAUUCUCCAUGGAAUCACAUUCCUUUUAUUAAACAAUACACUGUUGCUUCUAGCCUUCGAUGAGAUCGGGUAUUGUCAGUCCAUUGAGGAAUACCUUUAAUUGACUGUCUCCGGGCAUUGCCUUAGCUUUUCUGGUGACUUUCCACCACCACCAGUAAAGCCUGUUCUAAUUAUUCAUCAUCUCUUUGGCCGUGCCAAAAUAGAUCUCCCAGGGUUCAUUUCUUCAACUGGAGACCAUCUCCCUCUCCCAUCUGGCAAGAGUAAGAUGCAUAAUCAGGUGACCCUUCUGUCUGCUGGCCACACAUAAUCUCUACCUGUCUGAGAUUUUACUGAUUUGUAAAGAAGCCCGAAACCUGAUCUGAAAAAUAGAUUAUUUAACACUCUUCCCGAUUCUAACAUGAAAGCCAUAAUCUGAUAUCCAAUGACAAGUGUUAUUUAGGUAUCUUUGGUCCCAACUCCAAUUCAUCUUAAAACUCAAUAGGCAGUCUACAGCACCUUUUACACUGAAUCCCUACAAUACAUUUUUGGGAUUGUGUGGAGACCCAAGCUCAGUGCAUUGGUAAGUACAAGGCCUGGUGCCAUGGUCUCCAAGCAUGAACGCCUUGCACUGUCUUUUCUUAUUAAAACAAUCUAAACCCUCCUUUAUGUCUUUAACAAUCAAGCAACCAGUGCUCACUGUCAGCUGGACUGCAGAGAUGUUUGCAGAACCAGUGACAUGUUGUGCAUCACUGGGGUAGUGUACUGAAAAUCCAUCCCCACUGUUCUUGGAGUUAUUAUGAAGGAUAAGGUUUUGAAAACUACGCCGAAUUGUCCAUUUCACCUGUCUUUUAGACAGAAGGCAUGAACCAGGUUUCUGUACUUAAUAAGAAUGACUAUUUAUUCCAAAUAAAUAGACCUUAGUCAUAUUAGUCCACUCAACUAAUUAAAGCCCUCACUCUCUUGUUAACCCCCCCCCCACUUACACACAAACAGACAAAUGCCAACAGAAGAAAACCGUAGAUGUUAUGGGCAGGGAGAAAAACUGGGAAAACAGUUCAGUGGCUCCUGUUCCCAGGAUUUGCUGAGAUGUUUCUUGUGCUGAUCAGAAUGUUAAUUCCUGAACUUCCUUCUCCGGAUGCUUCCACUUGUUUUCAGGAGGCUCCGGAUAAGUGGGUCACAAGUAUGAAGUGUUCACUUUGACUUAUUUUAUUUUAGAUUAGAUUACUUACAGUGCGGAAACAGGCCACCGUGCCGCCAAAGGCCACUGUGCCGCCCACAAGCUACAGUGCACAGCAAUUGCUGACAGAAAAAUAAAUUGAGUUUCUUUAGGCUUAAACUGGUUUACCUUCAGAGAACAGAGACAGUUCUUGAGGAGAUCUGAUAGCUCCUCACCAUUUUGGUCACAGUCCCAAGACGUGCAACUACCUGAUAAUGGCACCAGUGUCUGAGUUUACCAUACACAGACCUUGGGUCUCCCCAGAGUUCCAUCAUUCUUGGCAAGUAGAAGGCCUUUGUCAUUGAUACCUGGUCAAAGACCAAUCAGCUGCUUGUUGCUGGUUGAAUCUCCAUUUGUAGAUACCCUCAGAUCCAGCUUGCCUGCAAACUAAACUUCAGCCACUUCUUAAACAAGCAGCUCUAUAAUCAGCACUUACAAUAAGCAUCAGGUUACUUACUUGCACAAACUACAGCAACCCUUGAACAACCCUUGCUUUUUAAAACAGCUAAUUUCCCAAGUCAGUCACAAUCAAAAAUAUAGAACAGCCACAGUCUUUACACACGAUUCCCUUCAUUUACUUUAAAGCUAUAAUCGUAAAACAUAAAAACCUUAUAAACCUUGCAAUUCUAGCACCUCCCCGUUUUGAUGAGUUUUCAUAAAUGUUAUUAAAAUAUAACUACAUAACAUAUUUCAAACAUCACCAACUAAAUUAUAAUUAACUUACCACAUAGAAUACAAGUAAUGUUCUCUCCUUAAGUUGUCACAUUGUUUACCAAACAGUCCAACAUGAUGGCUUCAUGGUUUUUAAGAUAUAUCAAAUUAAAUACAUGUAACAGUAAAAUGUAAAGCUCCUUUUCCAGAGAGGAAAGUCCUUCCUCUUAAAUAGCAGAGAAAUGGCUAUGUUGCCAAUAGCCCUAUCCCAUGAUGAUUAAAGUUCACAUUGUUAUCAUGCAAUAUUGGGCUCCUUAAUUCAUUCCUAUUCUCUGUACUGUCCUUUUCUUUAAGAAGCAUUUGUCUUUUCAAUCUUUCAAUUCCCUUCAUUGUCAUUAGUGUUCUCUUCAUUGUCUCUCCAGCUCCUCUGUGGGCUUGCAAAAACAACAAUUUGUGCCUGCAGGUUAGUCCAUGUGCCUAUGAGUCUGUGCAUUAGCUUAAAACCACAGUGUCCCUAAUUUUAGAAACAUCAUAGUUGUAGAGUCAAACAGUCAUUGUCAUUGUCAUACAGCAUGGAAACAGGCCCUUCAGUCCAAGUGGCCGUGCCAAUCAGAGAUCCCAAUCUGACUCAAUCUGUCCCAUUUGCUAACAUUUGCCUCAUAUCCCUUCCAACCCUUCCUCUUCAUGUACCCAUCCAAAUGCCCUUUAA
Messenger RNA from Chiloscyllium plagiosum (whitespotted bambooshark), 5545 nucleotides. It is a transcript of the gene kremen1, whose product is annotated as kringle containing transmembrane protein 1. The record is from RefSeq and is a predicted model, not a curated record. NCBI's taxonomy places the organism in Eukaryota, Metazoa, Chordata, Chondrichthyes, Orectolobiformes, Hemiscylliidae. Gene Ontology annotation, biological process: multicellular organism development. Gene Ontology annotation, cellular component: plasma membrane.